CAAAGAAGCUCGAUCUGGGGCAAACAAAAAACGACAAAAAAGAAGAGGGGUUUGCUUCUUCUGUUCGACGCAACAAUGGCUCUCAAUCUUCGUCAAAAACAAACUGAGUGUAUAACGCGAAUGUUGAAUCUGAACCAACCAGUGAGCUCAAGCGCCGGAACUGCAAACGAAGAAGUCUAUAAGAUUCUCAUCUACGAUAGGUUCUGCCAAGACAUUCUCUCACCUCUCAUCCACGUCAAGGACCUCCGCAAGCACGGCGUAACCCUCUACUUCCUCGUCGACAAGGACCGCAAGCCCGUCCAUGACGUCCCUGCCGUUUAUUUCGUCCAACCCACCCUCAUCAAUGUCCAACGCAUCAUCUCCGACGCCUCCAAAUCUCUCUACGAUUCGUUCCAUUUGAAUUUCUCUUCGUCCAUCACGAGACCCNUAUCUAGUGAUCAUCAACUGGCAGUAGCAAGGACUGUUGAAGCAUUGAUGGAUGGGAAGCCGAACCCUGAGAUUGAUUCUUACCUUGUGUUUGACCCUCGUGCUCCCAAGUCAAACACUGGGACUAGUAGCAGCCAUCUAAAAGGACCAUUCAAAGAAGCUAUUGUCUUUAUGAUUGGUGGUGGUAAUUAUGUGGAGUAUGGAAGCUUGCAAGAGCUUGCAAAUCGUCAGCUGCCAGUCAAGCAUAUUAUAUACGGCACAACAGAAAUUCUCAUGGGAGGUGAGUUUGUUGAGCAGCUUACACUGCUGGGGCAGAAGAUGGGAUUAGGCAGCAGCGGAGCUGCUUCAGCCCAUUAG
Messenger RNA from Ilex paraguariensis (yerba mate), 783 nucleotides. The record is from the annotation of a GenBank genome assembly. NCBI's taxonomy places the organism in Eukaryota, Viridiplantae, Streptophyta, Magnoliopsida, Aquifoliales, Aquifoliaceae.